UGUCAAUCGCUUGACACAGCGCCACAGGGAAGUAGGGUACGGCCCACUGAGUCUCAAAGUUUCCGUGUUUUCGCCUGAGGAGCCUUUCAAAGGGUGCGUUCUGAUGACGUCACCAGCGGUCAGUGCCUUGCAACCUUACGCUUACUGCGCAAGUACGGGUGGCGCGCAAGCGCCUUGGCUCUCAUUGUUCUUGGGAUACUCUGAGACAGCCGAAUCCGGGAGCGUGCACGCUUUGGUCGUUCUGCGCAGGCGCUGAGAAGCUUCCAAGACACACCCCUAUUGCCAAGGCAGGGACAUCAGGUCUGAGCCACAAGACCUGGUCCCCGCAUCAGUAAAUCCCGGCAAGUGUUGCCUCUUCGGCCUCCGUCCGUCUGAUCCCAGGGGCGGGGUUUCUCGGCAGCAGACCGGUAGCCACCGAAUGCGCUCUCCCCCCGUCUCUGUCGGCUCUUUGCUCGCUAUGCCUCUACCACAGGGUGACGUGACCGCCUUGUUCCUGGGGCCUCCGGGCUCGGGAAAGUCUGCACUGAUCUCAGCGCUGUGCGACAAAGAUAUCCAGACGUUAGAAACCCACGAGGGACGUCCAGACUCCGGGGUCCCCAGCCUGAGAGCUGCUGGCCCAGGCCUCUUUCUGGGCGAGCUGAGCUGCCCACCUGCAGCGCCAGGGCCCUGGGCGGCGGAGGCCAACGUUCUGGUACUGGUGCUACCCGGAUCCGAUGGUAACGGGGAGCCUUUAGCCCCAGAGUUGGGAGAGGCAGCGCGGGCUGCCCUGGCCCGAGGGACUCCGCUCCUGGCUGUGCGGAUCCUCCGUCCUGGGGAUUCGCAAAAUGACACCCAGGUCCGGGAUCAGACAGCAGCUCUGCUGGACAGCGCGGGAUUAGGAUCCGCGGCUCUCUACGUGGUACCAGCCGACUGCUGCAGCAGUGAAAGCCACCGGGAGCUAGAGCGCCUGCGGACUGCGCUGCAGAGCCAGGCGGAGGCACUACAGAGGCUCUUGCCACCGGCCCAGGAUGGUUUUGAGGUGCUGGGUGCAGCGGAGCUGGAGGCCGUACGUGAAGCCUUUGAGACUGGUGGCCUGGAGGCGGCACUGUCUUGGGUGCGCGCAGGCAUAGAGCGCCUGGGCAGUGCGCGCUUGGACCUAGCUGUAGCAGGAGCUGCUGACAUGGGCCUUGUCCUGAACGUGCUGCUCGGAUUGGAUCCGGGUGACCCAGGUGCUGUGCCUGUUUUGGUGCCCACGGGACCCACUCCCUUCCCAGCCCCAGAGCGCCCCAAUGUGGUACUCUGGACUGUGCCUCUAGCCCCCGUGGGCACUACCACUGUCGCCUCUCACCCGACCCACUACGACGCCCUUAUCCUCAUCACCUCUGGGGCCCCCACUGAGAAGAAUUGGGCCCAGGUCCAGGCCUUGGUGCCACCAGAUGCGCCACUUGCCUGCGUGAGAACAGACGGUGAAGGCGAGGAUCCAGAGUCUCUGGAAGAGAGCACGGUGGAGAAACCCAGCAGCAAGAGCUUUGAGAACACAGGCAGAGGCGGUGCAGAGAAUGCACUCAGUGAGGGAAGGGAGAGAUGUGGCACUGGGUCACAGAAAGCAGGCAGUGGGGAAGGUUCUGAGAAAUCUGGCAGUGAGAAUGUGCAGCACAUUGUUGUUGGCCCGAAGAAAUCAGGCAGUGGGGAUUCAGAGCCGGUAGCAGCGGCUUUGAGCCCAGAUGAGACAUGGGAGGUGCUAGAGGAGUCACCACCGCCAGUGUUCCCUCUGCGUUUGAGUGGACUCCCUGGGCUGUGCGAAUGGCUGCAGCAAGCGCUCCCCUCUGCCCAGGCUGGGGCGCUGCUGCUAGCGCUGCCACCAGCGUCUCCCACUGCAGCCCGAAAGAAGGCUGCGGCGCUCCGGGCUGGGGCAUGGAGGCCAGCUCUGCUGGCUAGUUUGGCAGCGGCGGCAGCACCAGUUCCAGGGCUGGGCUGGGCAUGCGAUGUGGCCCUUUUGCGGGGUCAGCUGGCAGAGUGGCGGCGGGCGAUGGGGCUGGAACCUGGGGCGCUAGCACGGCGUGAGCGUGCCCUAGGCCUGGCUCCUGGGGUACUGGCAGCGCGUACGCAUUUCCCAGGGCCAGUGACACGCAGUGAGGUGGAAGCGAGGCUGGGCGCCUGGGCUGGAGAGGGCACUGCUGGGGGCGCGGCCCUUGGCGCACUCUCUUUCCUGUGGCCUGCGGGUGGCGCGGCAGCGACUGGUGGCCUGGGCUAUCGUGCUGCUCAUGGGGUCCUCUUACAAGCCCUGGAGGAAAUGUUGGCAGAUGCUGAGGCCGUGCUGGAACCCCCUGAGCCCGCCCAGUGAGAGGUGAGAUGGGGUUUGGGCUUCCCCAAGUGUCAUUUAGAAGGGGGCUUUGGAGUCCAGACCCCGGCAUGGGAUAUCAGGACCUCUAUGAUAGGAGUGGGGAGACUCACUCAGAAUUCUGGGUGCUUGAAGGAGCUCUGGUUUACUUCUGGUUGGCAUUUGUGGCUUCUCAUCAGCUGGAUUUGUGGUUCCUCACCAGGACAUGGAAUCCUGGGGACAGGACUCCUGAUUUCUCUGGGAAACAGAAGACACAAUAUCUAGUGUCUUAUGUCCAAAAGGUGUUGGCCUGAACUCUAGAAGUGGAUAGGUCUUGGUCUUCUAGGGAAUAGAAGUGAGUUAUUGGAUGUCUUGUCCCUCAGGGGAGAGGAGGUAGAGGGUCUGUUUGCUAAGGGGGGUUACCAUGACUGUUACCUCAACUCCAAUAUGGGGAAAAGGCCUGCAUUGCAGACUCCCAGGUCCCCAAGGACCCUUUGAAUUGGCCUUUGAAUCUUUUUUUUUUUUUGUAGAGACAGGGUCUCAUUUUAUGGCCCUCAGUAGAGUGCCGUGGCCUCACACAGCUCACAGCAACCUCCAACUCCUGGGCUUAAGUGAUUCUCUUGCCUCAGCCUCCCGAGUAGUUGGGACUACAGGCGCCCACUUGGCCUUUGAAUCUUUAUUGAGGGGUACCUGGGAUCUCAGACUCCUGGCUCCCAAGAGGGCUAUGGACCUUGGUGCCUAGUUCUUGGGUGGUGGAAAGUCUACAUCUAGAAAAGGGAUCAAGGGGCUUUGGGGGAAAAUUUGGAGACCUCUUGCUCUCUCUUGGGGAGUAGAAAGGUGUCAACUCUCCAAAAGUCUGGUUGUAGGGAGGAUGGUCUGGCAAAAAUGACAGAGAGUAAGAGGUUUGGGCAUGGUGGACCUGGGGUAGCCAGGGACUGGGAUUGAGGCUUUCUGGGUAUGAAAGGGCGGGAAACCAUACCUCAGAAAUUGUCUCCCAUAAACCUUAUAUUUGGAUUCUGGCAAUUGCCUCUCUGUGAGUUUGACUGGGAAGGGAUGUGAUGACCUUCGUUUUAUAGGUGCCGAGUGAUUCAGUAGUCUCUGGGGAAUAUGUUCCUCUUUCCUUUAGGGUUUUUUAAUUUUUUUUCUUUAUUGUAGUCUUGGUUACUCCUGUCAUUAAACCUUAACCCAUUCUGGCCUUGGUGUUUUGAGCACUUGACCUUUUGAAAAGCAGCAGCAUUGCUGCACCGGUCCAAACAUUUUUGUGUGGCUACCUCAGGUAUCCUCAGGAGGCUUGGCCUUCUGGUAUACACAGUGGGUGCUGCAGUGAGCAAGGGUCCCACAGAAUGGCUAGGUGGUAUUCCAGAUCAUAGGAAUGUGCCAGAAGUGAGGCAAAGGCAGAAACCAUAGUGCCUGGAAUGUACUAGGCUGCGAAAUACAUGUAGGGGGAAAACUUCAGGUUAUAUAAUUCUUCAAUGUCAAAAACAUAAAGGAAGGCCUGCGCUGCCAUGAAAGAGAAUCUCUUUUGUGAUAGAUGGGGAAAUCAAAGUCCAGAGAGGGCAGGCUCAAGACUCAGCAGCACAGAGCAAAGCCCUGCCAUUCCCAUCCCCAACCAGCCAGAUAGGUCUUCUUUCUGCUGCUUGAGGGGGCCACCUUGAGUCCUGCCUCAGGACCUUUGCAGCGCCCUACCCUCACAACUUUCCAUGACUGGCUCCUUGUCAAUCAGAUCUCAGCUCAAAUAUCCCCUCACAGAGGCCUUCCCUGACCACCCUAACUGAAGUAGCUCAGCUAUCCCCAUUAUUCAUCUGGCCAGUUGAUUUUUCUUGUAGCAAUUAUUCCCAUCAAAAAUGACCUUAUUUAUUUAUUCACCUAUUUAUUGGCUAUUGAGCCUUGCCUAUCUUCUUCUCUGCUGUAUCCCCAGCAUCUAGAACAGCAGGUGCCUGACACAUAAUAGGUGCUCAGUAAAUAUUUAUGAAAGGGCUGGAUGAGAACCAUAAAUACUUCCUGAGAUCCUGUUUCCCUCCAUAGCUCUGUUCGUAUAUGGAAAGGAACCUGUGGCCUUGGGGCCACAUGUGGCCUUUCUGGAUUCUUAAAUGUGGCCUUUUGACUGAAUCCAAAUUUUACCAAACAAGUCCUUUUAGUAAAGGGAUUCAUUCUUUACUAUGAAGUUUGGAUUCAAUUGAGGGGCCAUACUUGGGGUCUGGAGGGCCACAUGUACAGCACAGGGUUAUUGUGAGAAUUCAGUGUGUGGAUGUGCAUAUGUGCAUGCUUGCACACACACAAUAUACUGUCCCCUUUCCUGAGAAGCCUGGCACACUGGGAUCUCAAAUAUGGGUCCUAUUGCGCCUGCUCACACACCCUCCAUCCCAGGCAGCACCAAGACGACUCUAAUCUGGGUGCCUCUGUCCCAACCCCAUGCCUUUGCUCACAAGAGUGGCCUCUUCUUUUUUCUGCCCCUGUGAGGCCGUCUCUGAUUUGUUCUGUUUGACAUCUCUGCUCUGUGCUUCACUGCUCUAAAUUCCCUCUGCCCUCAUGUCAGCAGGCAAAUCAUACCAGAGAUCAUAUCUGAGAAAGUAUGAUAAUCUUGUUUGUGUGUCUGUGUCCAUUGAGGAGUGUGUGUUGUGCUUAUAUUGUUGUAUAUUGGCACCCUUGAGUGUCACAACUACUUUUUGGGGUGGUUGCCUCUGAAAUCAUGACAGGAUUGAACUUUAGGCAUUGUGAAGGCAUAAGGUUGCUAGUGAUUCAUAUCAUCUCUGGGAGUAUCCAGGCGGAAAAGACUUAAGACUCCUUUGUGGACAGAUCACUGGCUACCAUCAGAGUGUGUCACCGUAGCACCACAGGGCUGGAAGACCUUUGAAGGCAGGAAUUCCAGGAAAUGUUUGAUGAUGAACGUUGCUGUUGCCAUCGCUGGAAGGAGGAUAGGCACAAAAAACUUGGGUGAGUGGAUGAGACAACCUCAUCACCAUAGCUGAGUUUCAUACAUUCUAGAUAAUGAUGGAGGGACUUGUGUCUAUUGUAGUGGGGAACUGUGAAGGACACAUGAAGGGUGUGGUCAACCUGUAGUGCUUUUUCAAGGGAUGAAUAAAAAUGAGUAGA
Nycticebus coucang (slow loris) is the source of this 5392-nucleotide messenger RNA. It is a transcript of the gene IRGQ, whose product is annotated as immunity related GTPase Q. Lineage: Eukaryota; Metazoa; Chordata; Mammalia; Primates; Lorisidae. The coding region runs from base 419 to 2323 and encodes 634 amino acids. Gene Ontology annotation, molecular function: GTP binding. The record is from RefSeq and is a predicted model, not a curated record. The transcript has 4 exons.